Messenger RNA from Frankliniella occidentalis (western flower thrips), 1739 nucleotides. Its product is annotated as DNA-3-methyladenine glycosylase. Gene Ontology annotation, biological process: base-excision repair. The coding region runs from base 289 to 1266 and encodes 325 amino acids. The transcript is spliced from 3 exons. The record is from RefSeq and is a predicted model, not a curated record. Gene Ontology annotation, molecular function: DNA binding; alkylbase DNA N-glycosylase activity. Lineage: Eukaryota; Metazoa; Arthropoda; Insecta; Thysanoptera; Thripidae.
CUCAAAUCAGAGCAAAUAAGAUGUUUUAAAGUUCUAGCAGUAAACUUUGGAAGGUUGGUGCAAGUGAGACGUUGGGGGAAAGUAAGAGUGUUUUGUGUUUGUGUUUUCGAUCGGCUGGUUGUAGUACUGGGUCUGUUGCUUUGGCAAGAAGUAUUUCAUGGUUUUAGAAAUCAGAAAAAAGAAAUAACAGAACGCAAACAUUUUUUCGAGUAAUUACUUUUAACGACGCUGUUAUUACUGUUAUCUUGCUAAGCUGUGAGGAGGACAAGUCUCCCAUGGAACAAUGGAAUGGGUGCAAUGCCUCCUGAGCGACGAAUUAAUCUGUCUGUACUAAAGAGACAAGGUAGUGGGUCCAGUGUAAAAUCGAACAGAGGUUGCGAUAAAGUUCAAUCUCAUGUAGAGAAGAUACCGUCAAAGCAAUAUGUUGCCACUGAAUUUUCCACAAACCAGAUAUCAGAAGAUACAGCUCAGCAAGUCACAGUUGAAAGGAGUAAUUGUUCAAAAAGCGAUGUUACAAAGGAAAGGGCAUCUGGAGACGCUUCUCAAGCAAUGAAGUGUUUGGAAGAUGACUCUUAUGAUGUUCCUUGUGAGCAGUUGGCCAAGUCACUGCUAGGAAAAAUUCUGGUCAGGAGGCUGGAUAGUGGGCAUGUUCUUAAAGGUCGAAUUGUUGAGACAGAAUGCUAUUUAGGGGAAUAUGAUAAGGCGUCCCACUCCUUCAAAGGUAGAAUGACUGAGAGGAAUGCACCCAUGUUUAUGAAGCCUGGAACAGCUUACGUCUAUUUAACAUAUGGAAUGUACCACUGCUUCAACAUAUCAAGUAGAGGCCCAGGGGCUGCCGUCCUCAUCCGGGCGUUGGAGCCGGUCGAGGGCAUGGACCUGAUGGCGGACCUGCGUGCCCGCGGGGUCAAGAAGAAGAAGCCAGCGAGCGGCGAGGGGGAGGAGGGGGGCAGCAGGAAGGCAAAGAGCAAGAACUUCAAGCCGCACGAGCUGUGCAGCGGACCGGCCAAGCUGUGCAUCGCCAUGGCCAUCGACAAGGACUCGUGCAACAAGAAAGACCUCACCACCUGGCCAGGGCUCUCCGUGGUGCACGCCGAGGGCGCCGGGGAGGGGGAGCCACCGCCGCCGGUGGUGGUCACCAAGAGGGUGGGCAUCGAGUCGGCGGGGCGCGAGUGGGCCGACAAACCGCUGCGCUUCUACCUCCUGGGGAACGCGUCCGUGAGCAAGAGGGACCGCGAGAAGGAGAGGGACCUCAUGGGCAGGCCAUGAGAAAGGGGAGCCUACACAACCGCAGAUUCUUUGAAAAAUUAAACAGUGCAGAAAAAGCGCAAACAGUAAGCCAAUCCUUGAGCCCCCCCCCCCCUUUCUCCCCCGACUGCUUUCAGUACUCAAUCGCUCAUCAAUGAUUCACGUCCGCAGUGUACGGAGCAGGAGCACGGCGCAGAAUCAAACUCUCUGGAGAAUCUGCAUUGUUUGGCAUUUGGCAGCGGUGUUUGUCCGGUUAAUAUUACAGGAGUAGCACCCACCCCCACCCCCUCGCUUCUUUUGUCCCCUCUACCCGUUAACGGAAGAGAAUCGUCUGUCGCUAUGUCGGAGCGGGACGCCGCGACGUCGCCGGGCAUCCAGUUAAAGUAGCACCAGAAACGAUAACGGGGAGAACGACAUGGGGGUGGUGAAACAGGAUACCCGGUGGUGUUGCUGGCCCCAUGUGUCUUGCGAGAAAUAAAAGCAUCCGAUUCCUU